This is a messenger RNA of Colletotrichum siamense, 357 nucleotides long. It is a transcript of the gene NDUFA13, whose product is annotated as NADH dehydrogenase [ubiquinone] 1 alpha subcomplex subunit 13. The coding region runs from base 1 to 357 and encodes 118 amino acids. The record is from RefSeq and is a predicted model, not a curated record. The transcript has 4 exons. NCBI's taxonomy places the organism in Eukaryota, Fungi, Ascomycota, Sordariomycetes, Glomerellales, Glomerellaceae.
AUGCCUCAGGACAUGCCCCCCGUUGGCGGCUACCAGGCCGUGCAGUACAAGCGCAACCUGCCCUCCCGUGGUUUCCGCCCUGGCACCAUGUUGCUUGGUAUGGGACUCGUGAUGGGAUACGGAUGGUACCACCUGAUCAAGGGUAUCCGGGAAGCCAACGAGCUCGCAAGAGAGAAGAUGUGGGCGCGCAUCCACCUCAUCCCGCUCCUCCAGGCUGAGGAGGACCGCGACCAGGUCCGCAGGUAUUACGCCGACCAGGCGAGAGAGAAGGAGCUGCUCGGCGAGAACACCAAGGUCUACCACAACGACAGAUUUGUCCGUCCUACCUUUGCUGUUGUGCCGCAGAACAAGUCUUAA